GUCCGAGUCGGUGACGCCGUAUGGCCAGAUGUGAUGUGUUGUACUGUCCAACUGGGCUGUAAUCCCGAUCACAUACCAAACAAAAAAAGAAAGAAAAAAUGGGUAGCCAGCUGAGAACCUACAGCCGUGCAAGGUUUCACUGCCCCUCCAGGCGACCCGCAGCCACUGCUUGCCGCAUUCUGCUUAAGCUUGACCUGCCCUGUUGAAGUCCGGCACCGACAAUCACCCUGGGGGCACAUGAUUUAUAUCCCAGCCGCCUGCCAGGGACACCGCUUGGUGGUGAAUUCUUCCACCAAAACAACAGGCAACUGCCUCCUCGUAAAUAACGAGACAGCGCCUAGACGGGAACCAUCUACUUUGACCAGCAGCCCCGCAAACCAAAAGACAGAAAUGUCCGACGACGAGGCCGACCCCGAGCUCCUGGAGCUGCUGCGGCAGCACAUCCAGGGGCGGCUCAAUGUGAGCGACGAGCCCGAGACUGGCGUGCUCGAUGACGCCGAGUACGUCUACGACAACUCGAUCGACGUUGCCCUGGACAUGCGGGGCACCAAGAGCGCCGCCGAGGCCAUCUACUCGGUCAUGCAGCACCGGGGCUACUCGACCGCCACCUGGAGCGAGCACGAGCUGCACCCAAAGGACAAGGACGACGCCACCGUCGCUUUCAUCUUCACCAUGGACCUGCUCAACUUCAGCUUCUGGUCCGAACUGCCCGACGGCCAGCGCUUUGCCGUCGAGUACCGCGGCAGGACCUGGACCGGCUACUGGAGCCUCGUCGCGGCCCUGCAGAGGGCGUUGGAUGAAGAUAUUCCAAUCACAAGCUCCGACUUUUGGCAGAGCGAGGACGAGUGCAACAUGGAGUUGAUGAAACACGUUUUCCGCUCCGCUACGGACGAGGAGAUGCCCCUGCUAGAGGAGCGCCUCGCCUGCCUUCGCGAGGCUGGGCAGGUGCUCUACGAAAAGUACUCGUGUAGCCCCGUAAACGUGAUCGCCGCGGCCGGCAACUCGGCGGCGCGGCUAGUGAACAUUCUCGCGCGCGACUUCCCCAGCCUGCGCGACGAGCACCGGUUCGAGGGCCGCAGGAAGCCCGUCCGGUUCCUGAAGCGCGCCCAGAUCCUCGUCGCCGACGUCUGGGCCUGCUUCCAGGGCGAGGGCCACGGCGCCUUCGGGGACGUCGACAAGCUCACCAUAUUCGCCGACUACCGGAUCCCCCAGAUCCUCUGCACCAUGGGCUGCCUCGGCUUCAGCCCGCCCCUCGACAACGCCAUCCGGGCCAAGAAGCUGCUGGACUCGGGGGGAACCUGGGAGCUGCAGUUGAGAG
Gaeumannomyces tritici R3-111a-1 is the source of this 1318-nucleotide messenger RNA. RefSeq lists its product as hypothetical. NCBI's taxonomy places the organism in Eukaryota, Fungi, Ascomycota, Sordariomycetes, Magnaporthales, Magnaporthaceae. The transcript has 3 exons. The annotation marks the transcript as partial. The record is from RefSeq and is a predicted model, not a curated record.